Molecule: messenger RNA, 3336 nt
Organism: Anopheles marshallii
Lineage: Eukaryota; Metazoa; Arthropoda; Insecta; Diptera; Culicidae
Gene: Rnb
Exons: 3
Coding region: 1-3336 (1111 amino acids)
Biological process (GO): anatomical structure morphogenesis
Cellular component (GO): cytosol
Molecular function (GO): protein binding
Source: RefSeq, a predicted model, not a curated record
AUGGAGGAAGCGAAGCUGGCCAGCCUGCUAGGUAGCAUACAAAAAACGGGCGAUAAAAGUGUAAUCUAUCGUAAUUUGGUCGCAAUCCGGACAAAUUUUGUGACGAACGACGGUGGGAUCAGGUUGCUAUCGUCGCAAGAUGGCAUCAAAGUGUUGGUCGAUUUGCUGAACAAACCGUACGAAAAGGUGAUCGAGGUGGUGCUUAGCAUACUGGGAAACUGUUGCACCAAGAAGGAAUGCUGCAAACAGGCGUUCGAAUGUGGAAUACUGAAACCGUUGAUUUCGAUCAUUUCCAACAUUCCCAAUCCAAGCAUCCAGUGCCGUGGGUGUCGGCUGUUGGGCAAUUUGGCCCAACAUGAGCCGAUCAGCUACAAGAUCGCUCGUGACAAUGGUACCACGGGAUACGCACUCAGUUCCAUCCUCAACGAGUCCGACAAUACGGCCGUGCUGGUGAUGGUGAUACGCGCUAUACGACAGCUGUGGCGUGAAAAGCCUCUGCGUACCACGCUGAUGGAACAGGGUUGUAUUGGGAAAAUCGUUCACCUACUCAUACGGUACGCACAGGUUGAAUCGUACACGGAUGCGCCCCUGCCGGCCAAUAGCUCGCCGGACGGUGGACAACGCACCGCUCAGCAAUCACCGACCAGCGACAACCACGACGAGGAAAAGGUGGUGCUGAAACACUGGCACGCCCCGGAUCGAAUGGUGACGAAGGAAAAGUUUAACAACAUCGUGCGCAACAUGGAACACAGCCAGCUGUGCGAUAUCGUCGGUUAUCAGGUGAUUCAGAACUAUCGCUGGAAGGAUCGACCCGACUUUCAGUUACCCAAGUCGAACGAAACGGUCAAACUGUUCGAGAGUGUGCUCAAGUGUAUGCAGAUGAUUACGACCACGGUCGAACAGCAGGUGAUCGAAGAAAUCUACGGUGAAGUGGGCGCAGGUCUACACUGUCUUGUGUAUCUUUGCGGCGAAAAGAGUCCGUUCCGAGCGCUUGCGCUAAAGGUAGUAUCGAACCUGGCCUCCAAUCCGGAUGCAAUCGAUCGACUUACGGAGUGUGGUGUGAUAAAGAUGGCAGCGGAUUUGAUUAUGUACGCGGAUCUGGACGACUCGGAGAAGCGAUACUGCAUCAAUAUGAUGUGUUUGCUUACGAAGGAGGCUUGCAAUCGCGGUCACAUUAGGCGCAGCGGUGCACUGCAGUCGUUCAUGAAGAUCGCCAAGCAAUCGCAUGAAAAGCGCGAACAAGCGAUGAUACUGUACGCCCUGUACCAGUAUCGGUUUGAUAGUUUGAGCAAUGAAAUUCUGCUUAGCAAUGGUCUGGUAAGCUUUCUUGUACGCAUCCUAAACGGUAUCAUGACCGAGAAGGAAGUCACUCAUAUGCGGCAUGACGAGGAGGAAAAAGAACGGACCUCACACGCAAGCAUAUUCAGCAAGCGCCGAUCGCACUACGUCAAAGCGGGCAAAAUGCGCCGUAGUGAUCUAUUGUUCCAUUACAAAUCAGGUAAUGGGUACCAUCAACAACAGCAGCCACAACAUCACAAGGCGGCCAAACAGUCGAAGCUGGAUCCGUACUGUUCCGCACCGGAAUCUCCGGACAGUGGUAGCAGUGGGUAUGCGAGCACCAGCUACGGAACGGUACGCAGUCCGUCCAUGAGUGACGGAUCUAGCCCACCGCGUGUACCGGAAGAUGAAGCGUUUGAGGAUGAUACGGAAGUUUACUCGCCUGUGUGCAGCGACCACGAACAGGAGGACGAAACCGCCGCGGGUAAUGAUGGGACAAAAUGUGAUCAACAAAUUCCCGGGCUAGCCGUCGUUUGCCCUGCUAGCGAAGCAAACCGAACGCCAUGUGAUGUUCAGGAGGAACUAGAACCGGUUGACGGAGCUGAAGAAACGAACGAUUUCGAUAUGGUAGCGUACCUCAUUGAGGACAGCUCGAACGCAAAGUGGCUGGAUGCGGUAGAGGAAAAGGACCUUCUGGAGGAGGAUAGCUCAGGGUUGAAACCAUCGAGAGCGACCCACCCGGAGGAUUGUAUCGAUGAUAAUGAAAUGUUUAAGAUCGAGCUAGACAUUGCCACGGCCAAAACGUUCGAAAAAUAUCCUAUGCAACCGACCCUAACGUUGCUGUGGUCCGUUUCCAAAUCCUUCCCAGCAAUGGAGUUUGUGCAGCCGGACACGCUAGAGACGUUGCUCAAAAUAUGCAAACACGCUAAGAAACCACGCGGCCGUGCUUUCCAAACGUUGGCCAACAUUCUGAAACACGUCAACCAUUUCCUGCCACUGUUGAAACAAGACUUUGUCUUUCGAUUGCAUGAGAUGAAGAGUCCAAUCCCGGCACACGGUACUCGCUGCUGGAGUUGCGAUGAGAUGCGUACGGCCUGUAACGAUUUGAUGUCGCUAUUCGGGUCCGUAGGUGAGACAGGUUACGGACAGGGUGAAAUAGCCCACAUACUGCGCACCGGCGAGCGGGACUUAAAGCUACGCGUGUCGAUCAUCGUGCUGUUUGUCGUGCGUGACACACGACUGCUGCACAAGCUGCUGUUCGACAUGAAGGUGCUGGAGAUGGUGAUGGACUUUAUACUGGACGAAGGCACCGAACAGCAGCAGCAGCAGCAACCGAGAUUGAACGGUAUUGCUUGUUGCGCCAUAACCCGAUUAUCCCAGAAUUUGUCCAUUUGCGGCGAGGAAGAAGAUACCGGCACACCGAGCGAGAAGCUCGAGUCGAAAGAGUUCGAUAACACCGUCACGAUCUGUGACGAGUCCGCGCUGAGCGUGGAUGAGAAGGUAAUGUUUCGCGUGCGGAACGGUCCCACGGCACCACAGGAAACGGUGUACGUUUCCAAAGCGUUACUCAUGGAAGGCAGCGAAGUGUUUCGCCGCAUGUUCGAGGGUGAUCAUUUUAUCGAGUCGAAAAACAACGAAGUGCACCUGCACGAACCGAUCAGUGCGGAUGGUUUGCGGUACUUUUUCUACCUCGUUCGGUUGCAAACGUUAAACAAGCUGACAGGGAUGGCACCACCGCCGAAGGUAAUCGAAGCGAGCCUGGAUGCGCUUAGUCUCGCCCAAAAGUAUCUACUCCCGACGAUAGAAAAGCCGGUAAUGAACAUCAUCAAGACGCUGCUAAACGAUGACUGUGUGCUGAACGUGUUCGAAUGGUCACUGAAAAACUACAACCAGGAGCUGCUCGUCGCAUCGACGUACUACUUCCUCUACUCGGACAUUAGCGGUGCAGCCAAAUGGAAGCUUUACCGUGCGGCUAAUCGAUCGUGCUAUCGGGACGAAUGGAGACGGUUGCUUACCGAAACCGUCCUUUACCGUGUGCAACCGAAUGCGGAGCUUUAA